Messenger RNA from Carcharodon carcharias (great white shark), 6662 nucleotides. It is a transcript of the gene iffo2b, whose product is annotated as intermediate filament family orphan 2b. The record is from RefSeq and is a predicted model, not a curated record. The transcript is spliced from 9 exons. The coding region runs from base 204 to 2087 and encodes 627 amino acids. Lineage: Eukaryota; Metazoa; Chordata; Chondrichthyes; Lamniformes; Lamnidae.
GACGCUGCGGCUCUACAGUCACCCUGAAGCCGGGUGUGCCGCUAAUCUGUUCCGAAGUGAUUGAGCAGCGCGGAGGUCUGGCCCAAGCCGAGCUUUUCCCAUCUCCCGACGGCGUCUGGCCCUACCCUGCUCGUCUCUCUCCCCCUGUGCCAUGGGCUCCUGCCCGUGGCCGCGUCACUGAAUCCCGAAAUCCAGCCCUGACCAUGAACCCGGCGGCGAUGCCUCCGCUGCUUAGCUGCGGCCUGUCUGAGCCCAACCCCGUCACCCUGGCGCUGCGGAACGACUUGGGCUCCAACAUCAGCCACCUCAAGACCCUCAACCUGCGCUUCCGCUGCUUCCUGGCCAAGGUCCAUGAGCUGGAGCGGCGCAACAAGCUGCUGGAGAAGCAGCUGCAGGCGGCCCAGGGGCCGCGAAGGACCCGGUUGGGCCGCACCCGGGCCGUAGCCACUCAGACCCGGCUGGACUACUGCACCGGCUACAGUUACUCGGUCGGAGGCUACGGUUACACGCCCGGUGCCGGCUCUAGUUUCACCCCCGGCUCGGCUUACACUCCCGGUGCCGGCUCGGCUUACACUCCCGGUGCCGGCUUCUCCCCCAGUACCGGCUCCGGUUACACUCCCGGUUCCGGUUACACCCCCGGUGCCGGCUCCGCUUACACUCCCGGUGCCGGCUCCGCUUACACUCCCGGUGCCGGCUCCGCUUACACUCCCGGCUCCGCUUACACUCCCGGUGCCGGCUUCUCCCCCGGUGCCGGCUCCGUUUACACUCCCGGCUCCGCUUACACUCCCGGUGCCGGCUUCUCCUCCAGUACCGGCUCGGUUUACACCCCUGGCGCCGGCUUCUCCCCCAGUACCGGCUCCGGUUACACGCCCGGUACCAGCUCCGGUUCCGCUUACACGCCUGGUGUCGGUUACACUCCCGGCGCCGGCUCCACUUACACUCCCGGUUCGGGCUCUUUGCCUCACCACCAUUAUCCGAGCCGGCUGCCCGGGACCAUUUGGAGCUUCACUCACAUCAGGAAGGUGGGAGGCGGCCUGGAGACGGUACAGGGACCCGGCGUGUCUUGGACCCACCCGGACGGAGUCGGUGUUCAGAUCGACACCAUCACUCCCGAGCUGCGGGCCCUCUACAAUGUGCUGGCCAAAGUGAAGAGGGAGCGGGAUGAGUACAAGAAAAAGUGGGAACAAGAACUCAAUCUCAGACAGCAUCUGCAAGAAAUUGUGGCUGCACUACAGGUGGAUUCUCAGGAAGCUGAAGCCAUUCAGAAGGAACUCAAUGAAAAAGUGGAAAAGUUGAAGUCAGAGCUAGUUGUGUUUAAGGGCCUGAUGAGUGAUGUAAGUACUUUACAGCAAAUGUCCGACUUGGAUACCAAGAUUCACGAGAAGGCUAUGAAAGUGGAUAUGGAUAUCUGCCGGAGGAUUGACAUCACUGCCAAACUCUGUGAUGUGGCACAGCAGCGAAAUUCUGAGGACAUGAGCAAAAUGUUCCAGGUGACAACUGUCAGCAAAAAGAAAGAGAAAAAGCCAGCAUGUGAUGAUGAGAGCUCAGAAACUGAUGGGGAUACCACACGGCACUCUGAUGAUGAUGUCAGCACAUCCCUCAAUAUAACUGACGAAAUGAAGCGAAUGCUCAAUCAACUGCGAGAGACAUUUGACUUUGAGGAUGACUGUGACAGUUUGAGCUGGGAAGAAAAUGAAGAAACCCUACUGCUUUGGGAAGAUUUUGCUGAGUACACAGCCAUUGUGGAACCUCCAUCAGAGGAUGAAACAUUGGAAACAGUGAUCAAAGAAACGGAAUCGCUUUUCAAAACUAGAGAAAAGGAGUAUCAGGAAACCAUUGACCAAAUAGAGCUGGAGCUGACCAGUGCCAAAAGCGAUAUGAACCGCCACCUCCAUGAAUACAUGGAAAUGUGCAGCAUGAAGCGUGGCCUCGAUGUGCAAAUGGAAACCUGUCGUCGGCUCAUUAAACAGUCAGGAGGCAGAAAAUCCCCUUCAUUCAGCUCUGCAGCAAGCAGUGACUCAGGGAACACAGAUGAAAUCACUGAUGAAUUUGAGCGAGAUGGUGAAGGUGAUGGUUCUGUGAGCUGAUGAAUGGAUACAUGUGAAAUGGACUCGACCUGCCUGUACCUACAGCAAUUACCUUUUAACCCUAUUUUUGUUAGGGUGCAAGGGGCUUUUUACAUGUACAUAUAGUCAAGCCCUGAGCAUUGGUGUUGUACAGAACAGUACCAUCAGACAGAAUUGGAAAAACAUUGAGGACUUCAACUGGUGCAGAAACCCACCAUGAUGUUGACUACUAUGCAAGUGGCUUGCCUUACAUAUCAAGAGCCUUCACCUCCCUGGGGGAAACGAACUCCGCAGCAUUUCUGAAAGAGAACUAAAGUAUCUUUUGAAAUGCACGUGGUAGCUGUUAAUAAUUAUAGAAUGGGUUAAAGGAGUGGUUUAUUUAUUAAGUGUGUUCAUGUUAUUUGACAGAUGGGAUCACUGGCCAUUCUGGGUUUCUACAGGUCUUUGAUGUAAAGAAUUUGAAUCUGAUUAAUCUGCUGUAACUGCAUAAGCAAUCGCUGAAACAGUUUGAACUGUUUGGCAUGGUCUAUUCAUUAUGCACUGAAAGUUAUGAACGUAAACCUCGAUUGUCUUUAUUCUCUGUAAACUGAUGUUGCUAAAGGGCUGGAUUAUUGUGACCUGUAAAGAUUCAUUGUUUCCCUGGGCUGUAUUUAAUAUCUUAAUACUGCCAGUGUCGUAUUUGGGCAUAAGUUAUGAUAGAAUUUGUGUAAGGUGCUCUUCAUUUCUGAAUAAUUGGAUUAAAUUUAUAAAUCGGAAACUGGAUAAUUUAUCCAAUUGCUUAACCAUUACUCCCACAAGAAAUAAAAUUCAGACAACCAUAAUGUAAUCUGGAGCACCUCGAUUUUUACCUUUUUUCUGAAUUGUUGGGCUUCACUUCUAUGCUGUGUGGCCCUGAAAAGAAGCUAAAUGGAAUCUGCCUUAAAGUUGAACAGAAUGAAAAUAUAUGGGAGUAAGUGAUCCUGUGACCAUGAAUAAAUGAUGACUUUGGUGCUUCUGUUCUGUAAAUUUGGCAUUUAACAUCGAUUGCAAUCCUUAGAAUCCUUCUGCAAUUCAGUUUUAAACAAAACAUACCUCAAUGUCCUGAUUGAAAGGAGAUGUUCUUUAUGGAUAACAUUAGUUUUUAAAAUGUGUUCUAAUAAAUUAUCCAUUAACCAGCAGCAACUUCAUAUGGGUUGAAAGAUCCCAGAACCAGGCAACACCACGGACACCUGAGCUUGAGCUUUUGUCUCGCAAGCAGGAUAUUCCUGUCACAGCAGUUUUAUUCUAUCCACAAGUGGUGAUGCUUGGCACAGAUGUUAUUUAAUUGCUGUCUUUUGCCCUUUAUCAGUUUAGCACACAUACUAGCUCAGUUUGUAAAGUGAACACUUGAUUGCAUUACCUGGGAUGUAUCAGUGUUAAAAUGAGGAGGCUUGCACAUUGCCAGUGCUGGAAUCUGACCAUGGUGUAGAAUAUGUUGGCAUCAGUAAAAACCUGACUCGGAAAUGUUGACAAAAAGAAACUGCUGUUCUUAACCUAGAAAAUGAUUAAGUAUAUUUGAUUUUUAAGUGCCCUCCACCUUCCCAUUUGAAUUUUAUAUAUUUUCUCAAAUUCUUCAGCACAUCAAUUUAGUAAGUGGCCUCCCACCAGUCUUCAUCCCGGCUAAUUUUGAGAUGAUGUUUGGUCGGUUUAUUCCAGCAGCUUGGAUAACCAAAUCUCUGAUUUAUUUUUACCUUAGUUUUUGUGGAAUGCCUCAUCUGCUUCAGAUUUUUAUCAGCAUGUGGUCAUAGGAAGACAAUUUCAGUGAUUGGGUGAAGUUCUGGGAAUGAAGGUUCUACUUUUGUACAUACUCCAAGACUUUCCUAUCUAAAGCUAUAUAUAGGAAGGAGUGAGUGUUCUGUGGCGAACAAUCCCUGAAGCCAAUUAUUGCUUGAUAUGGUCUCAUUUUUCAAAUCACUAUAGAAUUCCAUUCUUUCUCUUGAAACUACAUUUUGAUGACAAAAUACAAUGGUAGUGAAGGACUGAGUGGUGUAGUCAGUUUUAAAUACUGUCCUGUCACUCGUACAUUCUGCUUCAAAUGCCAUAAUUGACUAUCUCAGGCCAUAAUAAAUAAUGGUUUUUAAAAAAGUAAAGUUGGCACUGAUGCCACAGUUGGUACAUUGCUGCAGUUGGGGGGCCUGUAUGAAGGGAGAAUUGCUCUGGUCAGCAGAAAGAGCUUUACUCUGCAUCUGAUUUGUUCUGCAGUUGCCCAAGGAAUAAUGCUAACGCUGGUGCCAAAAUGGAAAAACAGUUUAGUAACUUUUCAAUCCGUCCCCUUGGCAACCAUUGAAUUGUAAGAAUGUGAAAAGACCCAACAAGCUCGUUCCUUGCAUUAAGUGUAAUGGUAGCUAGAAUUAAUAAAUCUACAAUUUACCCAUUCUGUUAUGGAAGUACCAUUAUUUACAUGUGAUGCUUGAAUGGAGUAUAACUGAAGAGACCUGGAGAAAGGCUAUUUCGCACUACAGAUUUUAUAGUCUUUAAGAUACCUGUAUUGGUAUUUCUGUAAGUGAAUGGAGCAGCUGUAUUGAUGCUUCCUUCAAGAAUGGGUGUGAUUUGACAAUCCAGGAGAACAAAUUACUUUCUCCUUUUAACCUCUAUUAGUGUAUCUGAGUAAUCUAUCUUUAUUAAAAUUUAGAUCUUAAUUGGCAACUUUAACGAGAGUAAGUAAGUAACUAUCAACCUCUUAUGUCUUACAACUAUCUCAGUAUAUGGGUGGAAUAAUUUUAGAAAUAUUUGUUUCCAUCCACUUGAACCAUGGUGGCCUGUUUACUUUUAUUGAUCCUUAAGUCAACCUAACCACUUGGACGACCGUUUUCACAGUCAAAGCUUUCAUCUAGUGUGGUUGGUUCUGGUGAAACUUUUAUAAAAAAAAAGCUUUUGUUAGAAUGUCACUUGGCUUUUGAUGGUCAACAUAUUUUGUCAUUAUUGUAUAGUAGUCACUUUAAAGAAUGAAUCAUUUACUGAGCUACCUGUGAGCAGAGCAAAGAUCAGUAAAACUGAUGGUCAAAAACAAAUUCAUGUUUGAUCAUGGUUUCAAUGCCCAGGUGGCAUAUUGUAUGUCUCUGACCUGCCCCUCCUGAGGCCAGUCCACUGUAUGGGACAAUAUUCUAUCUUUUUUUUCCGGGAGUUAGGUUUAGCAAUUUGAAAGUAUUGUAAAUAGUUGGAAUACUUUUAUUUAAGUAAUUCAAAGCAAUUGUCUUGACACUAAAUCCCAGAAUUAGAAUAUGUUAAAUGUAUGCUGAAACGAUUAUUUGAUGGCGCAGAGAUGAUGCAGCGUUGAUUUGGUAUCUAAUCAGGAUGCGGAUUAUACAAAUCUCUCGUGCUCAGAAAGCUCUGAAAAUAAAUUCCACACGCCAAGUUUUGUUUUGGUGGUGAUGGUCUGUGCAGUUAAAGACUGGGGACUGUUGCAUGUUAAAUGGAUUUGACUUGGCAAUGUGUCCCCUCCCAUUCUGGGUGCAAUUUAUUCUGACUACAACUGGCUUCCCGUGGUUGCCUAUAUUUUUUUCUGUUUCAAGUUCGUACCCAUGCCAAGGGGGUGGCUUUCUUGUGGUUAUUAAAUCGAUUGCUUUGCGGAACUUUGUUUCCUCGUUGGCAGGGCUGUUCAGAGUUAAUGUGAAAAGGGUUUAGAUGCGACAAAAUAAUCUGACUGCUAUUUUCUUGUCACUUAAAAGAUGCUAGCAUUUUAGUUUUGUUUCUCUUUGGAUAUUUGUAACGACGGAGAAACAAGAUCUCCGAUUGGCUGCUGAGUUGAAACUGAAAUGUCAAUAACGCGCGCUAAUUGUCGCGGCUAUCGCCACCAUGUGGCGAUGUACAAAUCGUAACUUGGGAGUUUUCUUAUGCAUUAACUCGGCAUCAGCCAUUUUAUUUAUAAUCACAGUAUAUUGUGCAAAUAUGGAUGUGUGCUAAUUUAUUUCAAAGUGUGAAUGGGACACCGACUUGCUUGACUGACUGUCAGCCACGAGGGAUCCCAUAAAGUUAUAUCCAAGGUGCAAAAUUGUCAAUUUAUUCUCAGUUAAUACCUGUAUGGAAUUAAACUGCAAAAGGUCGCAAUAAAGUGGAUAAUUAAUUUACUUCGUGUUUGCAGAUACUGCAGCUUUCUAUUAUCAGGCGAUCAUGACGUUGGGUGGGAAAAGUAACAUCUCCCAAGUGUGCAAUUUCUGGUGUCCGGUUACAGUCGCUCUUGGAUUUGACGCCGUUAGUUGGAUUACGCUUGUCCUUGUGCUGCAACAAUUUUGCAUCGAUUUUGUUUCUGCGGCUGUUUUGUAAUUUUGAUUUUUUUUUAAAAAAGCAGCUGCCGAUAAAUUGCUGUCGUGUUGAAUGGAUCGCAUUAAACGUUAAUUUAAUAAAUAGUAUUGGAGUUGGCAAUUUACCCUCGAAUAGGGGCGUUUUGGGGAAAAGGGUAGUGAAAUUGUGCUUUAAAAAGGAGUAAAUGUACAUUUUCUCAGCAAAUCCAACGGCUGCCAUCCUGUGGGGAUGUUAAAUCACUGGCAUUGCCUGACUGCAGCUGAAUUUUGUUAGCGAUUUCUGAUAGUAAAUGCCCAACUUUGAAAGGUUAGAAAUAUUAAAAUGAUAUCUUUGUCA